AUGGAAAUCAGAGUGGUUAGGCGCAAACAUCCUCACAAGUAUUCUUACAACUUGAGGUCAAAUCACCAACCACCAGACCAGGGCAUUGAAUGCGUUCCCACGGCCAAGGGAUAUCAGGGCGGUGGCCAAGAUUUACCGGGAAUUAUGGGGGUCACACCACCAUGCUUCACGAUCCCAAAUGUCGAUUUGACCACCCACUUGCCCCGAUCAGGCUCCACCACGCAGAUCUUUUCAGCCUCGAUUGUCCCUCCAGGACUCCCUCUAUAA
This is a messenger RNA of Prunus armeniaca (apricot), 267 nucleotides long. The record is from the annotation of a GenBank genome assembly. Lineage: Eukaryota; Viridiplantae; Streptophyta; Magnoliopsida; Rosales; Rosaceae.